This is a messenger RNA of Lepisosteus oculatus (spotted gar), 1374 nucleotides long. It is a transcript of the gene coq3, whose product is annotated as coenzyme Q3 methyltransferase. NCBI's taxonomy places the organism in Eukaryota, Metazoa, Chordata, Actinopteri, Semionotiformes, Lepisosteidae. Gene Ontology annotation, molecular function: 2-methoxy-6-polyprenyl-1,4-benzoquinol methyltransferase activity. Gene Ontology annotation, biological process: ubiquinone biosynthetic process. The record is from RefSeq and is a predicted model, not a curated record. Gene Ontology annotation, cellular component: mitochondrion.
UCUAAACAAAGUGGUCAACGUAGGUCACAUUAACUUUUUUGAGCUAAUGUGACUAAAAGGCUCUUCAUAUUUUAUUUUUAAAAAUGUCAAAAAAUAUUGUACCUGUAAUUUUCAGACUGGGCUUUGAAACAAAAUCAGAGUAUCGGUGUCUCCUAAGCCGUUUAGCCUUGACGCCUGCAGUUGUGUCUGCUCGGGCGCUGUUCUUUUUGAGUGCUGGGAAUGAAAACCAGAUAAAUUAUACAAAACGUCAAGCGUCAGGUGCUCCUGUGUUCACUCCUGUCUCCUGGAGAAUGAGGCCUUCAAUCACGAGAAUGAGCUCAGCAACACAGACGACACUGGACCCAGACGAAAUGAAGAGAUUCCAGUCCCUUGCCAGCAAAUGGUGGAAUGAACAGGGGGAGUUUGCAGCACUUCAUGCUAUGAAUGACCUGAGAGUCCCCUUUAUAAGGGAUAAUCUGUUGAAUUUAAGUGGUGGUCGAAAACUGGGAUGUCCUUUAUCUGGCUUUAAAAUACUAGAUGUUGGUUGUGGAGGAGGCCUGCUGAGUGAGCCCCUGGGGAGACUUGGGGCUUCAGUCGUGGGAAUUGAUCCCUUAGAGGAAAGCAUCCAAACUGCGGAGCUGCACAAGUCUUUCGAACCUGUGUUGAGCAAGCAGGUCCAGUACAGGGCCUGUUUGCUGGAAGACAUCGCUGAGGAAUCGAGACAGGUGUUUGAUGCGGUUGUAGCAUCGGAAGUGGUGGAACAUGUGAAUGACCUGGAGACCUUUAUAAAAUGUUGUCUGGAUGUUUUGAAGCCAGGAGGAUCUUUGUUCAUUACUACAAUAAACAAAACCAACCUGUCCUAUGUGUUAGGCAUUGUGGUUGCUGAAAGGGUUUUGAAAAUUGUACCAAAUGGAACACAUGACUGGGAGAAGUUUAUUAAUCCUGUGGACCUGGAACGACUUCUUGAAUCAAAUGGAUUCUGUGUUGAAUCUAUUCAUGGAAUGCUCUACAACCCUGUGUCUGGUUCAUGGAGCUGGACUAAGAGCACAUCUCUCAACUACGCAGUUCAUGCAGUGAAGCAGAAAGAACAACCACAGUCUGAUUUCACAAAAAGGUCAGAAGAUCAGGAACAGUGGGAUAACAGCCAGUAGUACCUCUGAGGUUACGACUCAUAGCUGAUAAUGGUGGAGAAGGCAAAGUUUUGAUUUUUUUUAUCGAGACAUCAAAAAAAUGUUCUCAGUAAGCAGUCAAUCACUUUACAUAAAAAUAUCCCUAAAAAAAAUCAGGUUUGAAUUUGCUUUAGUGUGGUUACCAUUCUGCAUGUAUCUAGGUACUUUGUAAGGACACUUUUGUGAAUAAAAUAUAUUAUUUAGCUUGUUUUCAUUUCUUCUUUCA